Condylostylus longicornis is the source of this 4693-nucleotide messenger RNA. It is a transcript of the gene Blm, whose product is annotated as recQ-like DNA helicase Blm. Gene Ontology annotation, cellular component: cytoplasm; chromosome; nucleus. Gene Ontology annotation, molecular function: four-way junction helicase activity; nucleic acid binding; ATP binding. NCBI's taxonomy places the organism in Eukaryota, Metazoa, Arthropoda, Insecta, Diptera, Dolichopodidae. Gene Ontology annotation, biological process: double-strand break repair via homologous recombination; DNA replication. The record is from RefSeq and is a predicted model, not a curated record. The coding region runs from base 197 to 4624 and encodes 1475 amino acids. The transcript is spliced from 11 exons.
AAAAAGUACUAACAUUGUACUAUUAAAAAUAAAUUGUACUAUUAAAAAAUUUUUGAUAUUUGACAGAUUGUAUAGUGGCGGUAAGGUUGAGAUUAUUGUAAUUGUUAUAAUAUAAAUAGGUCAUAUUCUUAUAAAAAGUUAAGUAAUUUAAAACAUAAAAUAGUGUAAUUUAGAAUUAUAUAAUUUUGGAGCCGAGAUGUCCUUACGACCAUCGCAAAAAAAACAAUCUUCACUUCUUGGGUUCUUUCCAAAAAGUAAAGAAGAAGAAAAUUUAAAUAAAAACUUAACAAAUAGUGAUAAAACUAACAAAAUAAAACGGAAGAAGUCGUCGAGUGUAAUAUAUUUAGAUUCAACAGACUCAGAAGAUGAUGAUUAUGAAGAUUUUGCAGUACCUCCUCCUAAUAAAAAACAAAGUCCCCCGUCUAAGAUAUUAAAAACCAAGGAAUUUGAUAUUACUAAUUCGCCAAUAAGCAAAUCUAAAUUAGAUGAAAAUGAUUUAUCAAUUAACAUAGAUAAUAUAUUAAAUCAGGAUAAAAAAUAUCAAUCAGAAUUAUCAAAACUCGAAGAAAAUUUGAAAAAAAUUCAAGAUUUUAAUGCUAGCCCUCAAAAAAAUUCAUUUUUGGAAUCAUCAUUAUUUUUAGAAAAUUCUCUUAAAAAUUGUACAUCUGAUUAUGAAGAAAAAAAGUCAAAUUUAAGAACAGAAACAAUUAACAAAAAUUAUAAUUCACCAACUAUUACUGAAAUAUCUACAAUUUCCUUAAGUGAUUCUUUAAAUUCAAUCAAAUCAAUAAAAUCAAGCACACCUUCGUUAUUAAGGAGUAUUAAUCAAAAUAAACCAAAAAAUAUUUACAACAAAAUUGAUGAGAAUGAUAGUACAAAAAAUAAUAAGAACAAACUAAAUAAAGAAAACAAUACGAAAACAGUUAUUACAUCUUUAGGCAAAAAUUGUCCAAUACUCACUGAAGACUUGAUACAAUCACCUAAAUCAAAUGAAGAAAAGUUCUCGCAAAACAACUUAUGUGAUAAACCAAAUGAGAAGUAUACCGUUAACAAAAAUAAUAUCGCGUCGACGCCAGAUAGAUCCGAAAGCCAUUCUUCACAAGCAAUUUCUGAACCUGAUCCACUUUUAAAGGAUACCAAAAAUAUUGACUCGAAAAUAUCAGUUAAAUUUGAUGAAAAGUUAAAUGAUUUUAUGUGUGAUUUAAUUAAAUCUGAUGAAUAUACAAAUAAAAAUGAGACUGAAGUAACUGUUCUUAAAAAACAAUUGAAAUUUUUUCAAAAUAAUUAUACAUCUCUUCUCGAAAAAUAUUGUUCUAUUAUCGAUCAAAUUCCAUCUGAAUUUUUCAAACAAAUAAGUGGCUUCGAAACGAACAUUUUCUUGAAACUUAAAGUUCUGAAGCAAAAAUUCCGUGCAAAAACUAAACUAACUCAAAAUCAAAUAUCGAGAGUGGAAAGAAAUAGAGAAGAACAAAUGCAAUGUGAUAUUCCAUCUUAUGAAGAAGAGCAGGAAAUUUAUGCGGAAAUUAAGAACACAGAAAGUCACAAUAAAAUUAAUACUAAUGUUUUCUCAAAACCUUCAAUUAACACAAAUUCUAUUCAUCAAAAUGAUAUUCCUUCGUAUGAUGAACAACUUGGCCUAAUUGAAAAGUUUAACUCAAAUAAAGAAUCUAAUUUAAAAAGUAAUACUCAAAUACAUUUUAAUCCUAAUAAUUAUAUUAAUGAAGCGACAAAAGUACAAAGCCCAAGCAACUUUCAAACAUUAAAAAACUUCAAUAAAGUUGUCAAUAGCACUAUAUUGGAUAUCAGUGACGAGGAAGAAUACAACAAAAACAACUCAACGAUAAAUUCUAAAAGAAAAACCUACAACGGUAAUGAUGAGAAUGACGACAUCGAAUACAUUUUGAAUAAUGUACGUGAUGAAGAAUUAAGUCUCAAGGGUAAAAAAUCAGAUUAUAAUGAUUUAUACUAUGGUGCUUUGGAUCAAGAAAAUUCUAACACAAAAUAUCAGUCACUGAAACCAAGAAUUUCGUUUGCAAGUUCUAAUAUUAACGAUACAUCUCAAAGUAUAGUUGAAAUUGAAAGCCAAGUUCCAACAGAUGAGGACGGAUGGCAACAGUAUAAUAUUGAUGAUUUUACAGAACCCGUCAUAUCUAAAAUUCUACCCACUUCCUCCAAAAAAGUUAAUCCUAGUGCAACGUCCACUAUUUGUCAAAAGGUUACUGGAAAUUUCCAUUCAAACGUACAAAACGAUGGAAUCACAGGAGAAUUCGACGGUCUCAACUAUGAAUUUUCAGAACGGCUUAAAGAUGCAUUUUCAUUUUAUUUUGGUCUUAAAAGUUUUCGUCCUAAUCAAUUGCAAGUAAUAAAUGCAGCACUUUUAAAUAAUGAUUGUUUUGUUUUGAUGCCAACUGGUGGUGGCAAAUCACUGUGUUAUCAAUUACCAGCAUUGAUAACAGAAGGUGUAACCAUUGUUAUUAGCCCUUUAAAAUCUUUAAUUUUAGAUCAAGUUAACAAACUUUCCUCACUGGAUAUUUACGCAAAAAACUUAUCUGGAGAUCAAACUAUGGACGAAGCAAGAGGAGUUUAUGUGGACCUUGAAAUGUCUCCACCAAAAAUCAGGGUGCUAUAUGUGACACCAGAAAAAAUUGCAAGUUCACCUAAAUUUCAGGACAUGUUGGACAAAUUAUACAGUAGGAAUUUCAUUAGCAGAUUUGUUGUAGAUGAAGCUCAUUGUGUAUCACAAUGGGGUCAUGAUUUUCGACCAGAUUACAAAAAAUUAGCUGUGCUCAGGCAAAGAUUUCCUACAGUGCCAAUUAUGGCGUUGACAGCAACCGCAACACCUAGAGUACGUCUAGAUAUCUUACAACAAUUAGGAUUAAAGAAAUGCAAAUGGUUCUUAUCAAGCUUUAAUCGUGUUAAUCUUAAAUAUUCAGUCCUUCCUAAAAAAGGAGCAUCCACUAUAGAAGAUAUGAUAAAAUUGAUAAAAAUGAAAUUUCCACACGAAACUGGAAUUAUUUAUUGUUUAUCAAGAAAGGAGUGUGAUACUGUAGCCACAACUUUAUUUAAAUCAGGUAUUAAAGCGUCAAGUUAUCACGCUGGUUUAACUGAUUCACAACGUGAGUCAAUUCAAAAAGAUUGGAUCACAAAUAAAUUUAAAGUUAUAUGCGCUACUAUUGCUUUUGGAAUGGGAAUAGAUAAACCGGAUGUACGAUAUGUUCUCCAUUAUAGUAUUCCCAAGUCAAUUGAGGGUUAUUAUCAGGAAUCAGGAAGAGCUGGACGAGAUGGAGAAUUAUCACAUUGCAUUUUAUAUUAUAAUUAUUGUGACAUGCAAAGAUUUAAGAAAAUGAUUGACGGUGAACGAAAUGUUAACUACGAAACAAAACAAAUUCAUCAUCAAAAUUUAAAAAGAAUAGUUGGUUAUUGUGAAAAUAUAACAGAUUGUAGGAGAAGUCAACAAUUAGAAUAUUUUGCAGAAUAUUUUACCAGUGAGCAAUGUCUUGAAAAUAUUGAAACGGCUUGUGAUAAUUGUUUAAAUAAAGGAGAAUAUCAGAAAAUAAACGCUACUGAUCAUUGUAAGGUUAUAGCCAAGGCAGUUAAGGAUAUUUGUUCAAAAGGGUCAUUUACAUUACUUCACAUAGCGGACGUAUUGAAAGGAUCGCAAAUUAAAAAAAUUGUAGACAAUCAUCAUGAUAAAUUAUCGUACUGGGGUCAUUUUAAAAAUUGGGAAAAGCUUGAUAUCCAAAGAUUAAUGAGACAAAUGACCAUUGACGAAUUUUUACAAGAACAUAUGAUUUUUAUACGUGACAUACCACAGUCAUAUAUAAAAAUUGGUCCUAAAAUCGGAAAACUCAUGAACAAUCAAGUGCAAGUUGAUUUCGUUAUCAAAUCAAAUAAGAAAAAACUCGAUAUAACAAAAGAUAAACCAAGCUCAUCUAAACCAGAAUCUUCUUCAAAAACUAAUGCCAGUAUCAAAAAUCAUCCUCAACUUAAAGAAAUUUACGAAAAAUGUUAUUAUGAAUUACUGGAAUUGUGUCGAGAAAUUGCUGCUCAAAAAAAUAUUAAUAUUGCUAGUGUGAUGAAUAUGCAAGCAUUGAAAGCUAUGUCAGAAUUGUUACCUGAAUCAGAGAAGGAUAUGCUAUCAAUUCAACAUGUUACUAAAGCAAACUUUGAUAAAUAUGGAGCCAAAUUACUUGAAAUAACUACAAAAUAUGCAGCAGAAAAAAUUUGUAUUUUGAUUGAGUUAGAAGAACAAGAAAGUGCUAAGCGUACACCUAAUAUUAAUAGCACUAAUUUUGAUAACGAUUAUGAUGACGGAACUGACUGGGAUGCCUUAGGUAUUAAUUCAUCGCAAACUUCGGAAUCUCGUGGAACAAAACGGAGACGGGGUUGGGGCGGUGCUGCAGUUGCAAAAAGAUAUCGAGGAAGAAAAAAGUACAGUCCCAAAAAGAAAGCCAUAAAGAAACAAUUUGCAAACUCCACAAGCACUUCGACUUCGGCCCCAACUAGAAAUUACAAACCUAAAUCAAACACUACCAAAUCAAAGAAUACAAAUUCUACUGCUUCUACAAGCAGAAGUCGGAAUUUUCAAUUUUUACCAAUACCUGCCAAAAUAAUGAAAAGCUGAAUAUUAAAGUGUAUACAUAUAAAUACAUCCCAAUAUACAUGUUUAUAAUUUUUUUAAUGUAACUAUUUA